AUGGAUUAUUUCACUGACAAUUCAUCCAUGUCAACACUCUCUACAUCAACGACGUCUUUUGCAAACCAAACGAAACCCUCUUGGUGGCACAGAGCUCGUACCUCAAACAGUAGAGACAUGUUGGUGUAUGGUGCAGUCAUUCCAUGCCUGCCUGCUCUUGUGUUGGAUAAAUUUCAUGGCACACCAAAAGACAUUGGAUUCUUGUUUGGAUGUUUUGCCUUUGGGUAUCUAGUGGCUACUCCUCUAUUCGGUAUCCUAUCCGACAAGUGUCAGAACAGACGUUAUGGAUUGAUGCUAGGUACGUCCUGCAUCAUCAGUUCAACGCUACUCUUUGCCUGGGCCUCCAGCUACAGGAUGCUAGCAAUAGCAAGAGUGUGUCAAGGCGCAUCAGCUGGUGCUUCGUGGACCAUUGGGUUAGGUAUGCUGGCUGAUGCGUUUCCCGUGGAUCGAUUGGGUAGAGCCAUGGGCACAGUGAUUCUGUCACAUACAGUAGGGUUUUUAUUGGGUCCUGUGAUGGGUGGAUUUCUAUACGAUUAUGGAGGAACACUGGCACCCUUCUACUUUUGUGGUAUAUUUGGCUUAAUGACAUUGGUAGGCACUGUGUGUAUAGCAGAACCGAUCAAGAUCCAUGAUCAACCCAUGGACGCUGCCAAGCAACCAGUUCAAAAAGCAGCAGCAGUGGAUGAAUCAGCACCGCUCUUAUCGUCAGCAACAUCCUCGUCCUCGUCUACCUCCACAGUGGGUUCUUUACAACAGAAGCAAUCCGCCGGAAGACAAUUAUUCAACCUGAUCUCUAACCCUCACAUUUCAGCUUGUUUAUUAUGCUGCUUUGUCACUUCGGCUGCAUUAGCAGGCAUUGAGCCAGCGUUGCCCAUUUAUCUCGAACAUCAGUAUCAUGUUUCAACAUCUACCAUAGGAGUUAUAUUCAUUGCACUUGUUGUACCAUCAUUCCUUGGUCCAGUGACAGGAUACAUGUCGGAUAAGUUUGGAAGGCCUUUGUUUAUAAGCAUUGGCAUGGUCCUCAUGUCAAUUGCCUCAGUCCUGGUUGGUGUGCCUGUUUCUUCAUACAACUACAUACUACCCUCAUUAUGCCUGUUUGGUAUGUCGAAUCCGUUGAUCCACACACCCUUGAUGCCUGAAAUGGGAGCAACUGUAACUGAAAUGGUACUCUAG
Messenger RNA from Mucor velutinosus, 1173 nucleotides. RefSeq lists its product as uncharacterized. Lineage: Eukaryota; Fungi; Mucoromycota; Mucoromycetes; Mucorales; Mucoraceae. Gene Ontology annotation, molecular function: transmembrane transporter activity. The transcript has 6 exons. Gene Ontology annotation, biological process: transmembrane transport. Bases 1 to 1173 code for a protein of 390 amino acids. The record is from RefSeq and is a predicted model, not a curated record.